Messenger RNA from Fibroporia radiculosa, 219 nucleotides. RefSeq lists its product as uncharacterized. Bases 1 to 219 code for a protein of 72 amino acids. The record is from RefSeq and is a predicted model, not a curated record. NCBI's taxonomy places the organism in Eukaryota, Fungi, Basidiomycota, Agaricomycetes, Polyporales, Fibroporiaceae. The transcript is spliced from 2 exons.
AUGAAUACCCGCACGAUCGUUGCUCCGUCUGGACGUCUGGACGACCCUCGACGUGUUUGUCUGGUACCACACCGGUCUGGCUCUGAGCUGGAGGUGUACGACUCGCUCGGUAUAGGCGGGCUUGCGGAGAUUAUAUCUGGCGGCGGGGCAGCUGACUCUGCGGGCGAUGUCGAUCCACCGACCCCAGUUGCGCCUGAGACGAAAUACGCGACCGGUUAG